Molecule: messenger RNA, 1929 nt
Organism: Talaromyces stipitatus ATCC 10500
Lineage: Eukaryota; Fungi; Ascomycota; Eurotiomycetes; Eurotiales; Trichocomaceae
Exons: 2
Coding region: 1-1929 (642 amino acids)
Biological process (GO): DNA integration
Molecular function (GO): nucleic acid binding
Source: RefSeq, a predicted model, not a curated record
AUGCUCAAAGGCCAAGCCUUGGAUUUUUACUAUGAUAACAAGGAAAUAUGGGAAGCAAGUGACCGUGACCCCGUUGAAGGAAUUCGUGCCUAUUUCGAAGGCCCAGAAUAUCAUCGAACCGUACUGGAUAAGUGGAGCGGAAUUUCGCUUCAAAAUACAGUCGAUGAGAACCCAGAGAAGACAUUAAAAGCGUGUCUCAAUAUGAUGCUAACAGAACUUGCAAGUUUAUACGACCGUCUAGCUCCAAAACUACGCAACGAAGAAUUUUACCUUGCAAGACUUUUACAGGCAACUCGUACACAUCUGGCAUGCCAACUUGCAACUUCAAAGCAACAAGAUACAGUUCCUGGACUAACCCGCGAUUUACAAUCAGGUGUCAGCCAGUACGAGGACAUGAUAAAAGCCACGAAUAGGCACUGCACUGCAAACCCCAGCACCAACACAUACUUUACAGAUCGACGAGGCAGGAAAAAGUGCUUUGUAUGUCAAAAACCUGACUGCUGGUCAACACGUCACACGCCCAAGGAAAGAGCGGAUUCGAAACGCCGUUAUUUGGACCACUUUAACAAGCGUAUUGAUCAAUAUAUUGCCGACUACGAGGGCACAGAGGAUGACGAUGAGGAACUGCCAGAGGAACUCUUAUCAGCUGCUGAUGACCUUAUUCUGACAGACGAUUAUAAAUCCGGACCUACACACGAUGCCUCGUCAACCCUGUUCACAGCUACAUUCUUUACAACGCACAACGACAACGACACGAACCAUGGUCCGUCAAUAACCAUGGAACUAGCAAACUGUUCCGCUUCGCACUGGAUUGCCUCACUAUUCCUGAAGCCUGGCUUGGAAACUGAUUUGUACAAAACCAGCAAAGCAACUCUCAAGGUUCUGACCCCCGAGUCAAGUCACGUCUAUCUAAAUGAGGGCCGCUAUUCGUCAGAAAGCUUUAAGGGUAUCGUUAUCGACACUGGCGCCGCGCAACUCUCUACAGCUGGAUAUGGGCAAUACCUCGCCUACAAGAGAAUCGUCAGAAAUAUCGAUAUUGAUACUACAACGGCUGGCAUGGUAAUAGUUCAAUUUGGACCUAGUGAUCCCUAUCAGUCAAUUAGGUCAAUCGACGUGCCUACACCUAUUGGUACUAUACAGUUCCAUAUCCUGACAACCACGACACCGUUCCUAAUGUCGCUAUACGAACUCGACAGACUAAAACUUUAUUUUGAUAAUACCUGCAAUCUCCUUGUCAAUAAGAAAACGGGAAAAAUAACACCAGUUAUUCGUCAGUUUGGCCAUCCAUUUCUUGUAUGGGAUUACUCCUAUCACACUCACUUACUUGCUUCAUUUGACCACAACCCCUGCCUUCUCACCGAUACCAAAUUACGCCGCCUACACCGCCGAUUUGGCCACCCUUCAACUGAUAGACUUCGCCGUAUACUUACACGUGCGGGCCACGAAACCAACAAGGAAGCAAUUAAGCACAUUCGCAAAUUCUGCCACCAUUAUCAAAUGUACGACAAGUCACCUGGACGAUUCCGGUUCACACUGCAUGAAGAUGUUGACUUUAAUCACUCUAUCAUUAUUGACAUUAUGUACCUUGAUGGAGACCCUGUACUUCACAUUGUCGACGAAGCAACACACUUCAAUGCCGCUGCGUGGCUGCUAAAUAUCUCAACAAAAGUCGUAUGGGACACACUCCGAAAGAUCUGGAUUAACACGUACCUGGGACCCCCAGACUUAGUUAUCACAGACGCUGGAAAGACCUUUAUAAGCAGGGAAUUCUCACAAUCUGCUUCAGCUGUAGGCACAAUCAUCAAAACAGUACCAGUCGAAGCACAUUGGUCAAUUAGAACUGUUGAACAACACCAUGCCAUGAUUCGCCGCUCAUAUGAAAUCAUCAAAAAGGAAUUACCAGAUUUACCUAAAGACGCUGCCCUAUAG